GAGUCCCCUUUUGCAAUCAUAUUGAUUUAUUGUGUCCCCACAAUGUUUGCUGAAGAUAAACAAAAAUGUCUGUUACACUGUAACUAAUUCACGAUUAACGGUAUAAAAAACAUUAAGACUGCUGGAAGAAGAGAUUUAUGACACCAGGCAAACAGUGCAAUGGCUGGAGGUUCUUACUUCAUUUGGAUUCCCUUCCUCCUGUGUUGUGUCUUUGAAGCUUCUGACAACAGACAUGUCCACCAGAAUGUGAAUCUUUUAACUGGCCGUACAGGAGAAUUAGAGUUGGACCAAAUCACUUCAAAGCUUCCAUCAACGACGGUCAAAACCUGUACUGGUAUGAAGGAGCAGCUGGAACUGCUUGACAGCCAGCUUCAGCAGAUAACUCACCGCAACAGCCUACUAGGUAAUGAAGCCUUUGGAUUGAGGAGUGAAGUCAGACUGCUGAAACUGCAGCUGGCUGCGUGCAGUUCAACAGCAUCAACUAUUACUGACUCUUAUCAGAUCCAGUUACAAAACAAAAUGAAACAGCUUCUCGAGACGGACAGUGGCAUGUUUCUGAUUCUGAAAACCAUUGCACUCACCAGGGAGGUGAAUUCAUUAGAGGGGAAGAUCAAACGUGCUGCAAAUUCUACUGAAACUACUCCUGAAUUUGAAGUGUUGCAGAGACAGCUGCGAGAGAAAACCACUGAACUGAAUGAAAAGAUGCAGCAGAUUGAAAGAAGCCACACAAACUCUUCACUGAUUCUUCAAGUCAUUUCACUGCAAAAUCAGAUCUGGGAUUUGGAACAGGCAAAAUCAAGAAGAGGAGGAGCUAGUCUUCAACCCGACCAGAGAAUUAUGGCACUACAAGACCAACUGGACAGGAAGAUCAGUGAGUUGCGAGGCAACAGAGAUGCAGGCUCAAAUAUGCUGGAGCUGGUUUCUGUGCACAGUAAGAUCACAAUGAUACAGAGGCUCAUCAGUGUCCACAUUGAGAAAUCCAGAACUAAUACUAUUGAUUACCAGAGGCAAUGGAGGCAAAAAGCUGAGCUCCUUAAAAGGAAGAUUUCGCAGUUGAACCGUGAGGAGAGUAAUACAGAUCUUACCAAGGAAAUUUUUAAGUUGCAGACCGAGAUCGAGAAUUUAAGACAGUUAUUAUCAAACGCCAAAAAGACAAGUGAUUUCCAACUUAAAGAGCUAAGAGUUAUUUUGGAGAAGGAAAAGAAACAGCAAGAAAACGUACAGAAACAACUUGAGGAAACAGACUAUGCUCAGGCACAACUGAUCAUGACUAUUAUCAGCACAAUGAAAGAGUUGAGAGAGCUGGCGGUUGAUCAGCCAGACCAGACAACAUCAACAAGUGACGCCACCACUCUCCAGACUGUGCUUCAAACCAAAGAAAGGGAAUAUACCAAAGCUCAGGCUGAAAUAAAGGAGCUGCAGAGGAAGCUGCAGUUAAAAAGUGAAGAAUGCGCUGGGCUUGAGGAAAGAUAUGAGCAGGUAAAGACUGAAUUUGAACAGAAGAUUGUACAACUGAACAGAACCGGAGACUCCAAAGCAGCACUCAGUGAGUAA
This is a messenger RNA of Morone saxatilis (striped sea-bass), 1554 nucleotides long. RefSeq names its product E3 ubiquitin-protein ligase BRE1-like 2. Bases 160 to 1554 code for a protein of 464 amino acids. Lineage: Eukaryota; Metazoa; Chordata; Actinopteri; Moronidae. The record is from RefSeq and is a predicted model, not a curated record. The transcript has 18 exons.